Molecule: messenger RNA, 582 nt
Organism: Oikopleura dioica
Lineage: Eukaryota; Metazoa; Chordata; Appendicularia; Copelata; Oikopleuridae
Source: the annotation of a GenBank genome assembly
AUGAAUGAGAUCGAAGCGAUAUCGAAAGAGUUUGUUCACAGCGGAGAAGCUUGCGGAAGUUGCGGCGGUUUUACCAAAGUCCAUGCAAAAAUAAAAGCGAAAAAGACAGGUGCCACAAAAUGGAAGUGCGUAAAGUGCAUCUUCGCUUCAUCCUCGCAAGUCGAGGCUUUUGGUCAAAAUCUGAUCGAGAACCCGCUUCAAGUUACGAAUGGCAAGUUCAAGUGUCCCGCUAAGAAAUGCAGCAGCAUUUUAACUUUUGACGAGUUUAUGAAAAAGGACUGUUGCGGCGGUUCCCGAAAGCACAGCAGAAUAUUCGCAGAUUAUUUGGAAAUGAAGGAGAAGUUCGGCGCGCUUCAAGAAGAGUAUCAGCGAGCAAUGAAGAAUAGCAUUGAAAAGAAAAAGGCCAGCGAAGAUGCAGAUAUUUACAGAGAUGCGAUCGGCGUCAGUAUGAUUGCUACUGCUAACAAGUUCGCCGAUUUCCUCAAAGCUAACGAUCACAUUGUGCGCGAGAGUCAGUGCGAGUUUGACAAGGAGCAUGUCAAUCUGUUGGAGAUCUAUCGACAAUUCCAGAGCAAGGACUAA